GGAGAUCAAAAUCAUAUGUCGUUUCUUGUUGUCAUUAAUUAUACGGUUUUAAAAGUUCAAACUCACUACAAAGUUAAUUUGUUGUAAAUGUGUGAAUAUCCUGUCACAAUUUCAAUGUAACUAUAUUUUAUUAUUUUGUAUCUUCAAAGAGUUAAUACCUUCAGUCAAAACAAUGACCAGCGUUUUACAUGACUGAUGAAGUCGGAUAUGCGAGUGCCAAUGCAGUGUAAUCCGAGCAGCCAGCACGUAUCGCGGUUGUGGAGUGGAUAAAUGCCCUCGCGUGAAGCGUUACCCCGGCGAAGAGAACUCCAUGUCUUUCUUGGGGCAUGUCUCACCCCCUCCUCCCCUCUCCCCCAGGACUGCUCCUGCAUCUCCCCCACUCAAGUCCAGCCAAUCAGCAUAGAGGACCAGUAUGUGGACGUCAGCCACCAAUACCUGAGCUCCGAUCUCUCGGAAUGCACUUUCACCGGGGGUGCAGGCAGCGAUGACAUCACAGCGCUCUCCGCUGAGCCCGCCCACUACCAGCUGCUUUUAGAGCUGGGGAAGGGCUUCAACAAUAUGAGCCAGGUCCACAUGGCCCGCCACAUCCCCUCAGGCCAGCUGGUGGCAGUCAAGCACACCAACCUGGAUGAAUGCACUGAGGAUGAGCUGCUACAGCUAAUGAACGAGGUGCUUCUCUCCAGGCGGUUCCGCCACCCUAACUUGCUGACCUCUCGGCUGGUCUUCAGCUCCUGUUGUCAGCUCUGGGUCCUCACCCCACUCAUGGGCUACGGUUCUGCAGACAGCCUGUUGAGGACAUACUUCCAUGAUGGGAUGAGUGAAUCUCUGAUCGCCUAUUUACUCCACGGCGUCCUGAAGGCGUUGCAGUACCUGCACCGUAUGGGCUACGUGCACAGGGGGGUGAAGGCCAGUCACAUCCUGUUGUCCGGGGAGGGGCGUGUCUACCUCUCGGGGCUGCACAGUGUUUAUAGUAUGAUGCGUGAGGGGAAGAGGGUGAGGGCAGUGUUCGACAUGCCCCAUCACAGCCCCGCCCUGCUCCCCUGGCUCAGUCCAGAGCUGUUACGACAGGACCUACACGGUUAUGGUGUGAAGUCAGACAUCUACAGCCUGGGAAUCGUGGCCUGUGAGUUGGUCAGCGGCAGAGUGCCUUUCCAGGACAUGCCCCCUACUCAGAUGUUGCUCCAGAAGCUACGUGGGUCUCACUGCUGCCUGCUGGACGUGGCCCCGUUCCCGCUGGGUGAGCUGAGCGGGCUGAAGCUGUCCCGUUCCGGGGUGGACUCGGGCAUCGGCGAGAGCGUGGUCACGGGCAGCCUGACCCGCACCGCCACCGCGGAGAGACCCCAGAGCCCCGGACCCAAGAACCACUCGGCCACGCUGCACGACCUGGUCCAGCUAUGCCUGCAACAGCAGCCAGACCGCAGACCCUCCGCAUCGACACUGUUGACCCAUGCCUUCUUUAAACAGGUGAAGAGGCAUCACACCGGGGACUCUUUCCUAAGUCUCAUGUACCCGGCCGUGCCCCUUGGAGCGCCCAGCCUCGAUGACCCCCCCAUGUCCUGCUCCCCGACCCCGUCCUGCCACCCCCCCACGUCCGACCCCACAGAAGGGAUGUGGGACUUCUCGUAGUCUCCACACUGUCCCCGCCCCACCAGACCUGAGAACCGAGCCUAACUUGAGACAAUCAAUACCAACAGCAAUCAAACAGCGAGCCCAAAUUUUUUCCACUGUGCUUCGAUUGUACUUGUAUCACCCACCACUCUGAGCCUUGAUUAGUCGUUUUCUAGGUUUUGUUAACGGUUUGUUUUGAAACCCAAAUAAGGGACAACAGAGUGACUAGUGAAAGGAGGGCAGGAUUAUGAAGCUGCUUUUUGUAAUGAAUCAUCAAAUGUACAUCUCUGUGCCAUGGGUGUGGCCACCAAUCAAACACAAUGCCAGAGGCCACGUUCGAGAGGAUCGCAGGCGACUUCCUACUGAUUAACCGAUACGAUUUCGCUUUGCAUCAUGAAUAACAGCUCAAAUAAGGCGCAACGCUAGUUCACCAUUAGAAACGUCAACGUUUUAAGUUAACUUUGUUAUAUUGAAAUAUUGACUGUUCUGAAUGUCGAGCCAACAUUGUGACCGAUUAACGCAUUUUCUUGGUUGAGCAGUCUACGUUUCCUCAGAUCCGCUCAGACAAACCAGUUUGAGAGGAUCCCCCCUGAAACUGUAAUGAAAUAAUCCAUUUUGAAGGGUCAUGUGUAAUGAAAUGUUAAUAUAUGAGGAGGGCGAUGUCAUGUAAUAAUGUUACGCGGUAAAAUAGGUCCUAGAAUACAUGUUGAAGCAGUGUGUGAGAAGUGUGUGAGGAGAGACAGCUAGCGUGUAUGUUCUGUGAGCAAUUACGAUUGCGUUCCCCUGCUCAGACAGCGCACGCAUCAACCAACGGAUGGGUGUCACGUUGUCAACUGACAGAUUGCUGUAACGUGACAUGGUUUGCUGUUACGUAAAAUAUCCAUCCAGCCGUGGUAAAAGCGGAGGAACGUGCCUCGUGACAUCCCUCUAGCCUUGUGAAACCAGCCUGAUCCCACAGUAGGUCACGUUGCCAUGUGAACUGAAUUGGAUGGACAGUGCUCGUUCUUCUUGGCCAGGCUGCUAUCCCUCAACCCUUUGUUACCAGUCAAUCCCUGUGAUUAAAAAAAGAAUAAUACUAGCUACCGAUACUGUGCUUCGUGACCAACCUACCCAUACACUGCCUCUUAGUGAUACAACAUGUAUGGGAUGGUCUUCACCUUUAUUGUUUUUUUUCAAUGAAACCUGUGUACUGUUUGCUACGGAUUUGUGUGUACUCAAUGAUACUGUGUACGAGAGAACUUAAACAUGGUUAUGAACUUAUAUCAAACAUAUUAUAGAUGUAUAAGCCUUAUAGAAGUGUUAUAAAUACAUUCAUAAUCACUUUUUAAAUCAA
Molecule: messenger RNA, 2941 nt
Organism: Esox lucius (northern pike)
Lineage: Eukaryota; Metazoa; Chordata; Actinopteri; Esociformes; Esocidae
Gene: stradb
Product: STE20 related adaptor beta
Exons: 13
Coding region: 271-1626 (451 amino acids)
Biological process (GO): protein phosphorylation
Molecular function (GO): ATP binding; protein kinase activity; protein serine/threonine kinase activator activity
Source: RefSeq, a predicted model, not a curated record